CCCGCCAUCUUGGAUCCCGUGGUAGCGGCGGCGGCGGCGUAGCGCCGCGUCUGGGGAGAGGCUGUCCUCUCCCCCCGCUCGGUGGCGGCGGCUCCUCCCACGGGGGGGUGGUGCGACGGCGGUGGCAUCCGCGGCCAUGGCGGCGUCUGCUGCUAACCCUGAAUUGACACCAGAUGUUCCAUCCCUGGGUCCAGCCAUUGUCUCUGGGAACCCUGGGGCUGGGAUUCAAGGUGGAGGAGCAGUUGUCCAGAGGGCUAUUAAACGUCGACCAGGGUUGGAUUUUGAUGAUGAUGGAGAAGGGAACAGUAAAUUUUUGAGGUGUGAUGAUGAUCAGAUGUCUAAUGAUAAAGAACGGUUUGCCAGGUCGGAUGAUGAGCAGAGCUCAGCGGAUAAAGAGAGACUCGCCAGGGAAAAUCAUAGUGAGAUUGAACGGCGGCGACGGAAUAAGAUGACAGCCUACAUCACAGAACUGUCAGAUAUGGUACCCACCUGCAGUGCCCUGGCUCGAAAACCAGACAAGCUGACCAUCUUACGCAUGGCAGUUUCUCACAUGAAGUCCUUACGAGGAACUGGCAACACAUCCACCGAUGGCACCUAUAAGCCAUCUUUCCUCACUGAUCAGGAACUGAAACAUUUGAUCUUGGAGGCAGCAGAUGGCUUUUUGUUUAUUGUUUCCUGUGAGACAGGGCGGGUUGUAUAUGUCUCUGAUUCCGUCACCCCUGUUUUGAACCAACCACAGUCUGAGUGGUUUGGUAGCACACUCUAUGAUCAGGUGCACCCAGAUGAUGUGGACAAACUUCGUGAACAGCUUUCUACUUCGGAAAAUGCCCUGACAGGGCGUAUACUUGAUCUGAAGACUGGAACAGUGAAAAAAGAAGGUCAGCAGUCUUCCAUGAGGAUGUGCAUGGGCUCACGGAGGUCAUUCAUUUGCCGAAUGAGGUGUGGCAAUAGCUCUGUGGACCCCAUCUCCAUGAACAGACUGAGCUUUGUGAGGAACAGAUGCAGGAAUGGACUUGGCUCUGUGAAGGAGGGGGAACCUCAUUUUGUGGUGGUCCACUGCACAGGCUACAUCAAGGCCUGGCCUCCAGCAGGUGUCUCCCUUCCAGAUGAUGACCCAGAGGCUGGCCAAGGUAGCAAGUUUUGUCUAGUGGCCAUUGGUAGAUUGCAGGUAACUAGUUCUCCAAACUGUACAGACAUGAAUAAUGUUUGCCAACCAACAGAGUUUAUCUCUCGACAUAACAUUGAGGGGAUUUUCACUUUUGUGGAUCACCGUUGUGUGGCUACUGUUGGCUACCAGCCUCAGGAACUCUUAGGAAAAAGUAUUGUAGAAUUCUGUCACCCUGAAGAUCAGCAGCUUCUAAGAGACAGCUUCCAACAGGUGGUGAAGUUGAAAGGCCAAGUGCUGUCUGUCAUGUUCCGAUUCCGUUCCAAGAAUCGAGAAUGGCUCUGGAUGAGAACCAGCUCCUUUACUUUCCAGAACCCUUAUUCAGAUGAAAUUGAGUACAUCAUCUGUACCAACACCAAUGUGAAGAACUCUAGUCAUGAAGCCCGGCCAACACUGACCAACACAAUUCAGAGGCCACAGCUGGGUCCCACAGCUGGUUUGCCCUUGGAACUAGGCACAGGCCAGCUGGCUCCUAGGCAGCAGCAGCAGCAGACAGAAUUGGAUGUGGUACCAGGAAGAGAUGGACUAGCCAGCUACAACCAUUCCCAGGUUUCUGUCCAGCCUGUCAGCACCACAGUCCCCGAGCAUAGUAAGCCCCUUGAGAAGGCAGAUGGUCUGUUUGCUCAAGAUAGAGAUCCAAGAUUUUCAGAAAUCUACUCCAGUAUUAAUGCAGAUCAGAGUAAAGGCAUCUCCUCCAGCACUGUCCCUGCCACCCAACAGCUAUUCUCCCAGGGCAACACAUUCCCUCCUACCCCCCGGCCGGCAGAGAAUUUCAGAAGCAGUGGUCUGGCCCCUCCUGUAACCAUCGUGCAGCCAGCAGCCUCUGCAGGGCAGAUGUUGGCCCACAUUUCCCGCCACUCAAAUCCCACACAGGGAGCAGCUCCAGCUUGGACCUCUAGUACCCGCCCAGGCUUCUCAGCCCAGCAGGCUGCAGCCAAGACUCGGACUUCCCAGUUCGGGGCAGGCAGCUUUCAGACCCUGGCGUCCUUCAGCAACAUGUCCCUUCCGGGUGCUCCUGCUACGUCCCCUGGUACUGCUGCCUACCCCAGUCUCACCAGUCGUGGAGCCAACUUUGGUGGGUUGAGCCUCAGAAGAAGAGGAACACUGACCCUGCAGAGAGAAGGAUCUGCUCCUGAAACUGGACAGACUGCAGGACAGUUCCAGACACGGACAGCAGAGGGUGUGGGUGUCUGGCCACAGUGGCAGGGCCAGCAGCCUCAUCAUCGCUCAAGUUCUAAUGAGCAACAUGUUCAACAGGCAUCCGCACAACAGCCUGGCCAGCCUGAGGUCUUCCAGGAGAUGCUGUCCAUGCUAGGAGACCAGAGCAGCAGCUACAACAGUGAAGAGUUUCCUGAUCUAACUAUGUUUCCCUCCUUUUCCGAAUAGAACUGUUGGGGUGAGGACAAAGGAGUGGGGGAGAAAAAUCACCAUUUAUUUUUAAAAAUCAAAUCUUUCUGUAAACAGAAUAAAAAUUGCUCUCCCUUCCCUCCCCUCACCCCUGACAUGUACUCGAUCCCUGCUGCCUCUCAGAGACAUCUCUCAGAUGCUGAACUGAAUGGAUCCUCAAGGCUUUGUGGACCCUGGGAAAAACAAGGCUGGGCAGUGUCAAGAAUGCCUUUCCAGCUGCCAGACCAGAAGCUUGUGCUGUAAUGGUUUAUAUUAGGGUCCGGUAAAGCACCUAGAUUCACUCUGUACCUUGGAUACUGAGGCGGUGGGAGGUUGAAAGAAAUUCUCAAUAAGAUGGAGAGAAGAGCAUUGUCCUCAUAUUUGAGGUCCAUGCAACAUGGGACAUACCUGAGGCUUAAGAGUGAGCACAGCCACUUCUGCUGCAUGUGAGCAGUGCCCUGAGAAAGAGAGAAAGAGAAUGAGCGAGCGAGCGAGUGUAUGAAUGACUGUGAAUGUCUGUUUUUCUGUUGAUUUCCUCCUUCCUAUUUGGGAGUUAUGCAAAAUUUGUCCCAGAUUUUGUCUUUGUCUUUCUUUGUGUUUUUUGAAGAGUCCUAAGGAGUUAAAUCUUCCAGAUAUUUUUCCACUUAGCAUUGCAGCCAAAAGAAUAUUUAAAUAAGUAUCUUUGCUGCACUUUGGAUUAUGCCUAGAUAAUAUGCAACUGUAAUAAAUUUCUAGUAUUCUGCUGAUCUGGUUGAUCUCUCACUGAACACAUUCAGUGAUAAAGCUGGGUCACUCCUGCUUCUGGUGCUGCUCUUCUCAUAUAUGGAAGAUCUGCAAAUACGAUAAACACUUUAAGAAACCCCAGACCUGGCCAGAUGGAUAAUGCUGCGGUUUUUGUCAGUCACUUACAGUGUGUGUUUUGUAGUAAUUUCUGCAUGGAAACUCAACUUCUUAUUUGGGGGGGAGGGUUUUUUGUGUGUGGCUUUUUUUUUUUUUUUUGUCACUGCUUUUGGUCACAUUUUUUGGCAAUGCUCAGGGGUUCCUCUUGUCUCUGCACUCAGGAAUUACUCCUGGUAGUGCUGGGGGACCAUAUGGGAUGCCGGGGAUUGAACCCAAGUCGGUUGCAUGUAAAGCAAAGGCCCUACAUCAUAUUAUUGCGCCUGCCCCCGGAAACUCAAUUUCUUAGGUUAGCAGUCCCAGUGGAAAUCCUCACUGCUGGAGUCUACACCAAAUAUCAAGUGUAAGAGCUUGCAGAGCAGUGUCUUUCAUUGUGUUCUGAAAGGAUCCAGCCUGGCAUAAACAGAUAUAGGUCUCUUCAGAGCCUACAAUUCUUUUCUGGGAUUGAAUUUCACAUUCUGGUGCCAAUGUUAACUAUGUGAUCCAUGCGGCCUGGACUCCCAUCCUGAUAGGGUCAAGGAGCAAAUUGUUACAGCCAUAGAAAUGCAGCUCCGGUUUCUGCUCUCCUUACUUUCCCCAGGUAACAGUCACAUGUUACCACCCUUCUUCCCCCUUCUCCCUUCCCUGCAAUUGGUUCCGUCAGUAUCUUAAGUGCAAGUCUCAGCAGUAAAUGUAGCCAGAGGGGACUGAGGAACAGAAGAUGUCAGUACUGGGUCUCGUUCUCUUCGUCUUCAAUCUAGUGUCAGGUAAUGGAGUGGAAAGGAUACAGUUUAUUUUUGAAUUCUAUGUGCACACAUACCAUGUACAAAUAUAUUUAUAUCACAAUUUUAAGAAACCAAAAAGUUGAGUUUCCAGUGGAAUUUUUUUUUAAUAAUCAUUUUUAAAUGUGAUCAGGACUAUAAUAUUGUACAGUUUUUACAGGACUUUGGUGGGUAGGUGGAGAAGAUGCUCUGGGGAUUUGUUUCUGCUUUUCCUUCAGGGUUUUAUUUUUGAUUGUUUUGUUCUUGUUGGCCAUUUCUGUACUGCUGGCAUUGUGCCGAGCCUUACAGUGGCAAAAAAUAAUGACAUGUAACAAAGAUUUUAAAACAAAAUAUUUUCCUUUUGUAUA
Messenger RNA from Sorex araneus (European shrew), 4556 nucleotides. RefSeq names its product aryl hydrocarbon receptor nuclear translocator (gene ARNT). The record is from RefSeq and is a predicted model, not a curated record. Gene Ontology annotation, cellular component: nucleus; cytoplasm; transcription regulator complex. Gene Ontology annotation, biological process: regulation of transcription by RNA polymerase II. Gene Ontology annotation, molecular function: RNA polymerase II cis-regulatory region sequence-specific DNA binding; DNA-binding transcription factor activity, RNA polymerase II-specific; protein dimerization activity. Bases 137 to 2551 code for a protein of 804 amino acids. Lineage: Eukaryota; Metazoa; Chordata; Mammalia; Eulipotyphla; Soricidae. The transcript has 22 exons.